AUGUCUUCUGGGAGCCCGUCUUUCGAGACUGUGUGGGAGGAUGCUUACAAGCGCUUGGAGACCGAACAGCCGGAGCUACUGACAGCGUACGAAGAAGGUAUCCUCGAGGAGACUCGCGCAAAAUGUCGAGAUUCGCGGACGAAGCAACUUGAACCUCUGGGAGCAAGGUCUACGCCUGCCAGACGGCAGCAACAGCUUCAACUUGUAUUGACAAUUCAGUUUGAAUACAUCGAAGAGCGGCAAUUGAUUAUACAUGUAGGCAAGAGGGACUUGAAGGUCCGUGACUGCGUCCGGAAAACGGUAAAGGCUAUCGAUGCGGCGAAAGGAUUCAUCGCUACGGCAGCCAGCAAUGAGCCCCAUGCAGCGUUGGCUUGGGCUGGUGUGUCUUGUUUGCUGCCCCUGAUUCUCAACGCAUCCACGAGCGAUGACGAUGCAAUUGAAGGACUCGACUACGUCCAAGAUAUGCUAUCCAGGUAUAGGGUCGUCCAAAGAGUGUUGAUGGAGAACAAGAUUCUCAAUCCUGGGACCUCUCAAGACUCCAUCCAACAGCGAGUGAGAUUACGUGCCCACGUUGUCGAGUUGUACCUGCAAACGCUGGUGUAUCAAUUCGCGCUCGUAAAGCAAUUUUCUCACGGCAAGGCAAAGCAAGUGAUGAGAAACGUGUUUCGAAAAGACAACUGGAAGCAGAAACUAGCCGAUGUCAAGGCGACCGAGCAGGAGUGCGAAUCUCAUCGAAAGGUAUUGGAAACAGAGACUCAAGCUCUGAUCAGCCAGGAACUCCUCAGCCAUGGCAAUAAGCUGGACCAUCUUAUACAAAACUCCGAAGACCAGAAGGCUCGCCAAGAAGCUUUGGAUGAACGAGCGAAGUUAGAAGGGUGGCUCAGUGCCAUGUAUCCCUCAGACAUGGACAGCCUUCACAUGGUUCUCCGGAAUCAACUGCCUCCGAAGAUGUUAGGGAAGUCAGGUACAUGGUUCGUCAAGCAGGUCAAAGACUGGUUGAAUGAGGACAAAGACAUGGUGUAUUGGGGCCGUGGCGAUCCUGGAGUCGGCAAGUCGAUGUUGAUCUACGACUACAGGUCAGAAGCCGUAGACGCCAUCGGUCACUCGCUCGAGGAUUACAACUUUGACGCUUAUGCCUUUACCUAUCUGCAAUGGGACAAGCAGCAUCAACAGACACCAACCGCCGUGCUGGCUAACAUUCUCUCGAAAUUGUGUUCAGCUUCUGCCAGCCUUACAGCUGCGUUGCUGAAACUAUGCAACACAUCCCGAGAGACGCACAUAGCGCCAUCAGCGAUGGAUCUACAAUCCGUUCUCACUGCUCAUGGUCGCCACUCGGACGAUGAUGACGACGAGAAGACGCAAGCUCGAUUUCUGAUUCUAAUUGAUGGCCUCGACGAAGCAGAAACUGAUACACGAAUCGCCCUUGUCAGAUGCAUCAAUGCUCUGAAUCCACGCUACUUCCGUGUCAUUAUUACUUCGCGGAAAGACCUGACCGUCACCACGACUGCUGCCUGGACCACCGAAUUCAAUAUACAGGCCGACUCGAAAGAUCUGGUGAUGUUUGUGUAUGCCGAGUUAGGGCGGAUCGAGCUUGCAGCGUCGGUUCUAGAGAACAAAACAGAUACGAGAAAGUGGCUUGCGAGCCGUGGAGAUGGGAUGUUCCUUCUUGUCAAGCACCAUACCCACCAUGUUGGCAAUCAGACAACUGUCCCAAAAAUGAAGGAGGCUGCUACCAAACCUUUCGCACUGGAUGCUGUUUAUGACGAGAUGCUCAAGCAUGUAGAGCUCGACGAACAAUUCUCUGAGGAUGCCAUCAAAGCCCUAUGUUGGCUUGCAUACGCUCGACAGACAUUCACGGCCGGCCUAUUAACCGAAGCACUUGCAAUAACUCCUGGCGAUGCGGAGUUCAACGCACAAAACAUCAUUGACGUAAAGCAGGUUGCACGACUAUGUCGAGGUCUGGUGGUGCACGACACGGAGUCUGAUACUAUCCGCUUGGCCCACCAGACUGUAAAGGACUACCUGAGACAGUUGGACACGAUAGCUCAGCUUGAGCCUGUGAUUUGUGCGACUUGUUUCACAGCACUGGCGCUGGAACGGCGAACAAGCAGACAUGACGAGGAUUGUUCGAGGCCCGUCACUGUUGGAAUCAACAGAGCUGGCACCGACGAUGUCCUUGCGCAACUCGCGGAGUCGGAUUUGGAUCUCGAAGCGGAGACCAGCGGCAUAGACAAUGUUGCAAAGGGCAUGGGUAGCAAGACUCCAACCUCCCCUCUUCUUCCUAAUGAUGCACCCGACGAUGUUACAGACCAGAUGGAGAUGGUCCCUGGAUUCUUUCAUGCUUGGGCAGAUGGAACAACAGAAUUCACCAUUUACGCGGGCACCUUCGCUUUGGAGCAUUUCGUAUCAACAGACAAGAGGCCCGAUUUUGUCGUUGAAGCACUCUGGAACUUCCUCUCGAAGCGGCCUGCAGCUGGGAUGCUACGGUCGCUCACACGGGGCCGAAACAAGUAUCCCCAUGGUCACACGCCUUUGGAUGUGGCCACUUGGCUGGGCCACCUUCCUACGAUAUCACGACUGGUAGACGAAGGUGUGAAUGUCAAUGUUACGGAUUCAAGGCGUCGUACACCACUGAUGGCCGCUGCUGCAUGGGCUGUCCCAGAAACGAUUGUACAUCUUCUCAGUCUGGGUGCGGACCCAGAAGUGGUAGCUGUUCACGGGCAGGUCGCCCUAGAGAUGCUGCAGUGUGAUGUGGACGAAGAGACUGUUCGACUUCUAUUGCCCAAAGACCACGGAUUUCGCGAGGACAUCUUGUUCAACUUUGCAGAACGCGGCUUCUACAACUGCGUCAAAGUAUUCUUGGAGCUGGGCAUAGGAGACGCACAUGGUACAUACGGCCCAAAAUGUCGUUCGCCUUCACACAUCGCCUCUGAGCGCGGUCAUACACAUGUUGUUGAUCUCUUGUGUCAGCACGGGUGUAACGUGAAUGCUACUGACAGUGACGGAGACACGCCAUUGCACCUUGCCGUCGACAGCGGGACGCCCAAACUUCUCGACAGACUUCUGCGGGCCGGAGCAGAUCUCAACCUUGUGGACAACCGGAACGAGCAUGCACUACUCAGAGCUGCUUGGGGUGGGCACUGGCCGGACCACCAUCUCGCAGAGGAUGUCAUGGAAGAAAUGUUCGAAUCGCUGCUGGACUACGACGUGGAUUUGGAGAUCAAGGCCCGAAAUGGAGGCACUGCGCUUUGGGAAGCUCAAGAGUACUCCAGAGCGAUCCAGAAACUGAUCGAGGCUGGUUGUAAUCUUCAUACCGAACGUGCCGGCAUCACAACUUUCCAGAACCUUGCUAUCCAUUCGCCAGACUCGCGUUCUUACGAUGUGCUUUAUGCGGCCGAGCAACGUCUCGCAAAACGAGAAGGCCGACAAUUCACCGUGCUGGUACCCAACUCCGAAGGCGACACGUCGCUACACCUAACAGCUGGAGGCAAGAACUUGCGACCCGUUGAGAAACUGCUCUAUAUUGAAGGUGUGGACGUGAACAUCCGGAAUCGGGCCGGGCAGACGCCCUUAUUCAAGGCCAUGCAUCUCCACGGCGAACAAAUCGCUCAACGACUCCUGACCGAAGGGGCUGAAACGGACAUUAUCGACCACAGAGGCAACUCAAUACUGGACGCAGCCAUCACUGCUGCUACCCCGAAGAUGAUUGGCAGGAUAUUGCAAGGGAGCUGUAGUAUCGAGGCACCACACUGGACUGUGGAUACGCCACAGGUCCAGCAGUUGGGCAAUGAGCCGUGGUUCCAGAAGCUUGCUGAUCUGAUUGCGAAGCGCAAUGAGCGGACUUCUUCUCUGGUCGAUCUGCCACACACGCGAGUUGCCUUGGAGGAUCCGGUGAUGGUCCGUGACAGCGAUAAGCCGAAGGACAAGUGUAUUUUACGUCUGGUCGUGCCAGACCACUUAGGCAACGUACGUGAGGUGACGUUCUACAUGGAGGGGCGCGACCAAGGACACAGUUGGAAGCAAAGAGAAUACGGCGGGACCUACUCCUUUGCUUGCUCGCUGUUCGAAACAGGCAUUCGGAAGCAAGGCAGGGGGAAGUUGGAGUCUGUUCGUCCGGUGCAGAAAAAUUUGCAUGCGGAUGGCGAGGCAAGACCGUACACUAUCUCAUGGAACCGCGAGAGCAAGCAUCCGAAGGAGAGGGACUGGGUUCGCAGUCUUGAGCCUGGGGAUAAGAUCGUGCUGAGGGCGCAGGCACAUGGCAGUGGCUGGCAGAAUCGAGUUCGGGCUGCUAGCAUUGACAUUUGGGGUGAUGGGAAGCAAUGGUGA
Saxophila tyrrhenica is the source of this 4326-nucleotide messenger RNA. RefSeq lists its product as uncharacterized. The record is from RefSeq and is a predicted model, not a curated record. The coding region runs from base 1 to 4326 and encodes 1441 amino acids. Gene Ontology annotation, cellular component: nucleus; cytoplasm. NCBI's taxonomy places the organism in Eukaryota, Fungi, Ascomycota, Dothideomycetes, Mycosphaerellales, Extremaceae. The transcript has 9 exons. Gene Ontology annotation, molecular function: protein binding.